Homarus americanus (American lobster) is the source of this 1087-nucleotide messenger RNA. RefSeq names its product ribosome biogenesis protein BRX1 homolog. The transcript has 6 exons. The coding region runs from base 42 to 968 and encodes 308 amino acids. Gene Ontology annotation, biological process: rRNA processing; ribosomal large subunit assembly. The record is from RefSeq and is a predicted model, not a curated record. Gene Ontology annotation, molecular function: rRNA binding. Gene Ontology annotation, cellular component: nucleolus. NCBI's taxonomy places the organism in Eukaryota, Metazoa, Arthropoda, Malacostraca, Decapoda, Nephropidae.
UACCAGAACGUCAACAACACAGAGACCAUCAGGCAAGCAGCAUGGGGAAGAGGAAGCGUGCUGCAGGUGUUACUGAGGAAGAAAAGGUUGAACCUCCUCCUCUUCCUCCUCUUGUGAGAGAUUCAAAUGAACCUCCUAAGAAAAAGCGGGGUAAAUGGACCAACAAACAGCGUGUGUUGGUGUUUGGUUCUCGUGGUUUGAUGGCUCAGGACCGUCACCUGAUGGAAGACCUUAGGUCUCUAAUGCCACACAGCAAAUCUGAAGCAAAGAAGGAGCGUAAAGAUGACCUCCGAGCUAUUAAUGAGAUAGCAGAGAUGAGAAACUGCAACAAGUGCAUCUAUUUUGAAAAUAAAAAGAAAAAAGAUUUGUACAUGUGGAUCUCCAAUGUUCCAAGAGGGCCAUCUGUUAAGUUUCUUAUGCUUAAUGUCCACACCAUGAAGGAGCUCAAGAUGGUUGGCAACUGUUUAAAAGGCUCAAGACCUUUCCUGAGCUUUGAUCCUAAUUUUGAUGAACCCCAUUGGUCUGUUAUGAAAGAGCUCUUUGUGCAAGCCUUCGGUACCCCAAACAACCAUCCAAAGAGCCAACCCUUCCAUGACCAUGUGUUCAUGUUCUCCGUCCUGGAUAACAAGAUAUGGUUCCGCAACUAUGAAAUAUUGGGAAUGGAUGGCAAAUUAUCUGAAAUUGGCCCCAGAUUUGUUUUGGAUCCCAUUAAGGUGUUUGAUAGCAGCUUUGGUGGAGUCACCUUGUGGGAGAACUCGCACUUCAUAAACCCUAAUUUGAUCCGACGAGAACAGAAAAAGAAAGCAGCCUUCAAAUAUAUGAACAAGGCACAACAGAAAGAAGGGUACAAGAAGAGAACCCCAAGUGAGCCUUGCAAAGGUGAUCCCACCAAUGAAGUUUUUGAAACAAAACCUCCAGAAGAAGCUGGUAGUGAAGAAAAGAAACUCUUUAUUCGCAAAAAGUAUUAAGUUUGUUUAUUUGUGGGAUUGUGUCUUCCCUCAUCUUAAUUUUGCAGGAAAAGAUGGCAUACAAACCCUGAUGAUACUGACCCAUUUUCUUCUACAGAAUAAAGGAAUUACUACUUGUG